AUGUUUUUAGCUAAAAGGAUAGCAAGACUUACUCUCAAGCGUAUGUAUCAAGCUGACUAUGUUGUGAUGCCACGCUACGAAGGACAUUGGAAAGAUCCUGAAGAAGUGACUAAAAGACUCAUAAAUAUCGUCAGAGCUCAUGAUAGAAUCACUGAUCCAUCAACUGUGACGCCUGAUGUCCCAUUUUCUCAAUUGGGUUUAGAUGAUUUGGAUCUUGUGGAAAUAUUCCUUGAAGUUGAAAAGGAUUUCUUUAUGGAAUUUGGAGAUGAGCAGGUAGAACGCUUCAAAUCUAUCAAUGAUGCUGUCGAAGUUAUAUCCAAUUACAGGUAUGUGGAUUCUUAUUAA
This is a messenger RNA of Blepharisma stoltei, 345 nucleotides long. Lineage: Eukaryota; Ciliophora; Heterotrichea; Heterotrichida; Blepharismidae. The record is from the annotation of a GenBank genome assembly.